Messenger RNA from Paracoccidioides brasiliensis Pb18, 984 nucleotides. RefSeq lists its product as uncharacterized. The transcript has a single exon. The coding region runs from base 1 to 984 and encodes 327 amino acids. The record is from RefSeq and is a predicted model, not a curated record.
AUGUUCAGAAAGCCAUCUCUCCUUUGCUGCGGCGGCAGUUUACAUCUUUUCGGACAGUGGCCAGUCGCCUCCGCCUUGCAGCCAACUUACAUAUCUCCGCCUCAACGAAAGCAGCCUCCCAUACAGCAGUGCAGCAGAGGGUUUGCUCAUGCCCACGACUCCUAUCCAUUUGGACUCGAGCAUGAUAUGUCAUGGCCGUCAAGCCCGACAUUUACCCCCUACGAUAUAUUCAAACUGUCCAAAGCCGAACCGUAUUCCAAAAGACGAUAUUACGAUCUUGUCAAAGUCUACCACCCGGACCGGAAUAGCAACGACCAUCCACUAUGCAAGAACUUACCGGAAUCCAUGAGGCUGCACCGUUACAGACUGAUUGUUGCUGCACAUGAGAUUCUGUCCGACCCGGUCAAGCGAGAGGCUUAUGAUCGGUACGGCUUUGGCUGGCACCAGCGUUCCGAACUCUUCGCUGAAAAUAUGGCUAAGAAAUUGGACGUGCGAUAUGGAAGGAGCACAGAUGUUGAUGACUCCAUAUAUCGAAAUGCCACUUGGGAAGACUGGGAACGGUGGUAUCGAAGACAUGAUCAAAACCAGAGCCAGGCCUCAACAGUUUCGCACAGCACAUUUGCCUCAUUCCUCGUUUUGUUGGUGCUUUUUGGUGGUCUGGGUCGGGCGGUAUCCUUUGGGAAUUUUCCGGGAUCCGUCGAAGAACGAGUGAGAGAAGUCGAUAAGAAAUGCGUCAAGUUUCUGCACGGAAGGAGGCAGCAGACUAUUGCCGAAAUGAAUUCGUUGGAUGCUCGACUUCAGAGUUUCCUCAUUAGGCGGGAUCCAUCUGGUUAUGGACUGAAAGAAGAUGAGGAGGAGACAUAUCAAAAGGUUUUUAGCCCUCAUAAGUCGUCUAGUGCACUUGAUAUCAUCGACAAGCCAUUGCCAUUGCCAUCACCACCGCUAUCGCAAGCAGCCGUGGAAAUCAAAGUGGCCGACAGCUAA